CCUUCAAAGCAUUACCUUUGCCAUUUGUUUGUUUCUCUGUAAGAAAUUCUCUCCACCUACAAAUGCCACAAUCUUCCUUUAGGCUUUGUAGUAAAACUCAAGCACCAUGUACAGCUCAUGGUGGCUCCUCUGUGCUCUUCACCUUCUCGUCUCCGUUGCCGCCAUGCUGCCACAAUCUCCGGUUCAAUGCGACGGAAAAGGUGGCUGCAACCUCGUCAACUCCUACGGUGUUUGGAACGACAGAAAAGAUUGCCAUGUUGCUAAUGUCACGUACCCCAGGACCGAAAAUGAGCUACUUAAGGCUGUGGCCUACGCAAACCAGAACAAGCUCAAGCUCAGAGUGGUGAGCCAGUUUUCACAUACCAUAACCAAACUGGCAUGUCCUGCUACAAGUACAGGAAACUCAUUGCUAAUAAGCACAUCAAGUUACAACUCUGGGAUCGAAAUUGAUCACGCCAAUUUAGCUGUCACAGUUGAUAGUGGUGUAGGACUGCGCAAAUUGAUCGACACAGUUGAAGCAGCUGGAUUAAGUUUGGUUGCUGCACCAUAUUGGGAGGGUGUGAGUGUUGGAGGGCUUAUAAGCACAGGCUCACAUGGAAGUUCAUGGUGGGGAAAGGGAGGUUCUGUUCAUGAUCAUAUUGUUGGUCUAAGCCUAAUUGUUCCUGCUACACAGUCUGAAGGGUAUGCGAAAGUUCUUAGAUUAGAACCCAAAGAUGAACUUUUUAAUGCUGCCAAAGUUUCGUUGGGGUUGUUGGGUGUCAUCUCCAAGGUGAAGUUGUCACUGGAGAAGGGAUUCAAAAGAAGCAUAACGUUUAAUUUCACUGAUGAUGAUCAAAUUGAAAACAAGUACAUGGACCAUGGAAAAAAGUAUGAAUUUGCAGAUAUCACUUGGUAUCCAUCAAAGCGUACAGCUGCUUACAGAUAUGAUAAUCGAGUUCCCUUGGAUGUCUCCGGCAAUGGAGUUUACGACUUCCUUGGCUUCCAAGCUAAUCCCAUUUUGGUCUCGAAAUCUGUGAGAGCAUCAGAGAAAGUCAUGGAUAAUGGGCACAACUUGAGUGGAAAGUGUUUAUUAGCCUCUUCAUUUUUAGGGUACAAGAAAUUAGUAGCCAAUGGUUUGAAAAAUGGCGUAAUCUUCACUGGCUACCCAGUCAUUGGUAACCAGGGCAAAAUGCAAACUUCAGGUUCAUGUUUAUACUCAACAGGCAAAGACAGCUCCUGUGCUUGGGAUCCAAGAAUCAAUGGCCUCUUCUUCUACGAGACAACGGCAAUAUUUCCGGCCCCGAAAUUCCGAGACUUCAUCCUUGAUGUGAAGAAGCUAAGAGACCUAGUUAAGCCAGAAAAUUUCUGUGGGGUGGAUAUUUACAAUGGAUUUCUGAUACGUUUUAUUAAGGCUUCUGAGGCAUAUCUUGGUCAACCUGAGGACUCAGUGGUGGUUGACUUCAACUACUAUAGGGCUGAUGAUGCUUCAACUCCAAGAUUUGAUCAAGAUGUUUGGGAAGAGGUGGAGCAAUUGGCUUUCUUCAAGCAUGGGGCAAAGCCACAUUGGGCUAAGAAUAGGAACAUAGCAUUCUUGAAUGUGCAGAACAAGUACUCCAAGUUUAACAAGUUUAUGGGAAUGAAAAGACAGUUGGACCCCCAUAACAAGUUCUCAAGUGAAUGGUCUGAUGAGGUUGUGUAUGGAAGAGAAGGUGCUAAGAGUGAUGGGUGUGGUUUGGAGGGUAUGUGCAUUUGUUCUGAAGACAGGCAUUGUAGCCCAGGAAAAGGGUAUUUCUGUAAACCUGGCCUUGUUUAUGGUGAAGCAAGAGUUUGUAGGCAUUCUCCAUCCUCAAAUGUGGCAUCAGAUAAUCCUAAAACUAAUUAGUGAAAGGAAGUUUCUCAUUGUCUUUUAUGUUGCACACUACAAUUUUUCUUUUUUGAAAAGAUUGUACACUACUAUUAAUUUGUUCCUUAUGUGGAUGGGAG
Molecule: messenger RNA, 1962 nt
Organism: Argentina anserina (silverweed cinquefoil)
Lineage: Eukaryota; Viridiplantae; Streptophyta; Magnoliopsida; Rosales; Rosaceae
Product: L-gulonolactone oxidase 3
Cellular component (GO): membrane
Molecular function (GO): D-arabinono-1,4-lactone oxidase activity; FAD binding
Source: RefSeq, a predicted model, not a curated record